Messenger RNA from Mugil cephalus (flathead mullet), 3465 nucleotides. It is a transcript of the gene tbc1d20, whose product is annotated as TBC1 domain family, member 20. The record is from RefSeq and is a predicted model, not a curated record. The coding region runs from base 370 to 1620 and encodes 416 amino acids. Gene Ontology annotation, cellular component: endoplasmic reticulum membrane. The transcript has 8 exons. Gene Ontology annotation, molecular function: GTPase activator activity. Gene Ontology annotation, biological process: endoplasmic reticulum to Golgi vesicle-mediated transport; positive regulation of GTPase activity. NCBI's taxonomy places the organism in Eukaryota, Metazoa, Chordata, Actinopteri, Mugiliformes, Mugilidae.
GUCACCACUAAGGGAGGGACGCUAGCUAAUGCAGAUAUAGCCUUGGACGUUUCCGCUAUGGCUUCCGCCAAUGUAAACAUGUAGCCGUUUCCUCCGACUGAACAUAUUACUACUCUGGGGUGUUUCAUUUUCGUUUCUUUUCUUUUUUACUCGCUUUGUCAGUGGUCCACACAGCUAUGGCGGUGCUGCUGAAAAUAGCCGUUUGGGACCCGGAGCAGCGCCGUGUUAGCUUGGUAACUAGCUAACACCUCAUAGCUAAUAAACUAACCGUAUGGGGCUGGCCUAGCUAAUCACACAGCAAGCUAGCUAUCAGUUGGCAGCCACUACGGGCUAAACCGAGCUGAGCCGAACUGAGGAGGAUGGAAAACAAUGACAAUGUCGUCUAACGAAAACACACCGAGAAGAGGAGAAAGAAUGCAGAGGUCUGGGAGUGUGGGUGUACCGUCACCGGUGAAUGGAAAACAAGUUUCUGUCUCAGACUCUGAGACGAGACGCAAGAGGAAGAUUGCAGACAUCACGCAGGCCCUCAGUGUUAGUCCAGUGGAUGUAGCAGCCCUGAGGAGGAUGGCUAUCAGUGAAGGAGGACUGCUGACUGAUGAAAUACGAUGUCAGGUCUGGCCCAGGCUCCUCAACGUCCCCCCUCACCUUUUGGAUCAAGAGCCAGAAACAGUAGAGCGGGAAAACAACAAGGACUUCAACCAGGUGUUGCUGGAUGUCCAACGCUCUCUGCGGAGGUUCCCACCUGGUAUGCCGGAUGAGCAGAGAGAGGGUCUUCAGGAAGAGCUCAUCGACAUCAUCCUCAGAGUCCUGAAACGUAAUCCCCAGCUGCACUACUACCAAGGAUACCAUGACAUAGUUGUCACCUUUUUAUUGGUCCUGGGAGAGCGCCUAGCAACUGCUCUAGUGGAGAAGCUCUCCACGCAUCACCUCAGGGACUUUAUGGAUCCCACCAUGGACAACACAAAACACAUUCUUAACUACCUGAUGCCCAUCAUUGAAAGGGUCAACCCUGAGGUGCAUGACUUCAUGCAACAGGCUGAGGUGGGUACAGUCUUUGCUCUCAGCUGGCUUAUCACCUGGUUCGGCCACGUGCUGUCAGACUUCCGCCAUGUUGUACGGUUGUAUGACUUCUUCCUGGCAUGCCAUCCAUUGAUGCCCAUCUACUUUGCUGCUGUGAUCGUGCUGUACAGAGAAGAAGAGGUGUUGGAGUGUGAAUGUGACAUGGCCAUGGUUCAUCACCUGCUCUCUCAGAUUCCCCAAGACCUGCCCUAUGAGACGCUCAUAAGCCGAGCAGGAGACCUCUUUGUCCAGUUUCCUCCCUCUGAAUUGGCUAGAGAGGCUGCUUCACAUGAAAGCACGGCGGCCUCUACCUUUAAGGACUUCGACCUCGCGUCCACCCAACAACGGCCAGACUCAGUUCUCCGUCGCCGACGCAGACAAAAAGAAGCUGCAAUGGAGAGCUCCGCAGUCAGCUCUGUAGUGACGGUGGCUCAACCUUCAGUGGCGCGACGGUUUGUUCGUUUAGCAGUUAUGGGACUGACGGUGGCUUUAGGAGCAGCCGCUCUCGCUGUGGUCAAUACUGCCCUGGAGUGGGCCCCAAAACUGGACUUAUUUCCAUGAACCAUUUUUGUUUCACCACUACACUCCACCUUAUCUAUGCUUGACUGAACUGGUGGGGACUUGUUCCAGGAACCUUUACUAUCAAACCACAAACUGUGGAGUCUGUAACACUGUCUGGAAAAUACUGCUGAACCAGAGUGCUAGGAUGUGCCUAAACACCCUACUCUACAAUGGCUGCUAAGGCCCUUUCAAUGAUCCCUGAUUAGUGUUCACAAGAUCAACAGCUGCUGGUGUUCUGCAUUGAAGGAUCCUCCUUGUUAUAACAAAGAACUCUUAUUAAUGGUGUCAUAAUAAAAGUUUAUUUAUAUUUCGUAUAAGAAUAAUCUGAUAUUGCGCUCCCUGAGAUUAAAGCUAAAAGCUUGGUGAACUCACUACUGCUGCCAAUUUAGAGAGCUGGAGUGAAUGUGGAUGUGUGUGCGUGUAAAUGUGUGGUCACAACACAAUUGAUAUCUAUUUGAUACCCAGACUGAGACCAAACAGAGGAUUCUAAUCCUCUCUUAGUAUUAUUUACUGUUUGCUUAUCUCAAGGUAUGCAUCGAACGCGUAGGCACUUUUAGGAUCACCAUUUUCUUGUUUUGAUGUCAUUUUUUUAAGUUGUUUGAAGUAGGCUUUUCAGUCCAGGAGAAGUAGAUUGUUGGACUUGAGUAACUUUAAAAUGCAACUGCCUUGCAGCUCCAUAGUCACUUUUUAAGGCACAGUUUACUUUGGGCUGAUACCUCGGGUUAGCUAAACUUAUCUGUAAUGACCAAGUGAUGAAACACAAUUGGUGUUACUGCAGUCAUGGUAAAUUUAUGUAGCAUAAUUGAGACAAAAAAAAAAAAAAAUUGUAUCUCUAAAAGUUAAUCUGGAGACCCAACAGUACAGCUUUCACAGUCCAGGAAGUAAACCGUGUCAAAAUGUUUUAUUGUGAGCUUUCCAAAAGUUAAGUUGGACAACCAUGGAAAUGUUUCCCCGAAUGACUAGUUUACAUUUCCUGUGACUGCGCAGAUGAUCAGAUAUGUCCGUAUAGUUGCGCAACAUGUUCUUUCACUUAAUGCCUGGUUAGAGAAAAUAUCAGAAAUGGGACAGGCAAAAUAAGUCUUCAGAUUGGCACGGUCUGGGACCUAAUUUGCACUGACUGCAUUAGAAACUUGAUACAUGUUUUUCUUUCUCCAGAAAAAGCGCCUGCGCCUCCAGUUAAGUGCUGUUUAAGAUUUUUAUUUUUAACUUAAGCUUCCAUUCAACAUAAACCAGCUACAAGAAAUGGUGUGUUUUGACAGUAGAAUGGGCAGCAUUCGCAGCUACAUGACAGUCCAGCUCGUUUCAGUGUCUUUUUUUUAUUUAACCACAUGCUUAAAUAGGGGAUAAUGUAUGUUUCAGUUGUUUGGCACUCAGUCUUAAAGCAAAAUACAUAGUAAAUAGUUUGUCAGAGAGCUUCAUUCUAACACGGCAUAUUUGGAUGUGAUGUCUUGUUUUGCAUAAAUAUUCACAAGUACUGAAGUGAAAACGUCUCACUGGACAUGAAGUGACGCUAAGACGCCCUUUUUGCCACCAUAUACCGAGACCUAAACACUCUGCAUCCUUUGCUGUAUUAUGGUUGAUUGGUUUAUUGGCCUUGUAGUGAAGUACUGACUGAACAGGUGAAGGAUCUACUCAAGUCCAAGGGCACCCUUACGCUCCUGAGACAAAUAGGCCGUCAAAAGUAUUGUAAUGCACCACAUACCUGCACUCAGUGGUAUAAAUUUAUUUUCAUUGCACUAAAUGAUUUAUCUGCCUUUGUUUAUUUUGUUACAAUGAAACUGUCAUACUAAUGUAAAGUUGUACAGGAAAAUGCUAAUAAACUAGAGUGAUAAUGUUGUAUGUAAA